AUGGCCCUCAAUGAGAACCCAUCGUUGGCGAACCAGUCGGCGCCGGUCAAAAAGUUCAAAUGUUUACGGUGUAAAAAAGAUACCUUCAAGUCUGCUAUAGGGCUUGCAAAACAUCAGGAUGCCCUAGGCCACCACAACGUUGUUUGUCUCGUAUGCAACAAGGAGUUUGGCACCGAAAAAGGCCGGGAUGAUCACCAGAGAUCAUCCCACGACCGACGCCGCGUACCUAGGAAGAAGAAGAAGGCUGUCCCUAACUUAGUGACCCCUGCACAAGGCUCUUCGACGCAGCAAGAACAGCAGCAGGGCAAUCAACAAGUGCAGCAGCAGGAGCAAUGGCAACAUGAACACGAACAACAACAGCAGCAAGUACAGUUGGUCGUGGACAAAGGUGUAAAGAGGACAGCUAUCGGUAGGGCGUAG
Aspergillus oryzae RIB40 is the source of this 420-nucleotide messenger RNA. RefSeq lists its product as uncharacterized. NCBI's taxonomy places the organism in Eukaryota, Fungi, Ascomycota, Eurotiomycetes, Eurotiales, Aspergillaceae. The transcript has a single exon. The coding region runs from base 1 to 420 and encodes 139 amino acids. The record is from RefSeq and is a predicted model, not a curated record.